CCCCAGGGGCGCAGGACCCCUGGCCUCCACUCUCGGACUCCAACUGCUGCGCCGGGGCGCGCGAGGGUAAACCUCGUGGGGGUGGGGAUUCCCGCAGCGGUCGGCGGAGGACUGGAGAGAGGAGACCCGGCCGGGUCGGCCUCGGAGGCCCUAAGGAGCGCCGAGUGUCACAGGCUACCGGGCGGACACUGAGAUAUACGCUGUGUUUGUCCCAAACAUCAAGUCGAGAGUCGGGGAAGAGAAGCUGGGCCCGUAGACGGUCGCAGCCUGUUAGGUCGACCUGGAGGUCGCCUCCUGGGCCUGCCACCUCAACCCUACCUCUUCUGGCCUUUCCCAGCGGCCCAGGGAACGAGACCCAGUGCAUCAGCCUUUCCUCGGCCACUUCAUUGCCUUCGGCUCGGGAUGAAGCUCGCAGGCGGCGGCCCCACAACCACCCAGGAGCUGGAGGCAGCGGACCUGCCCCUCUGCCCGCCGCUACCCUGGCCCUGUCCCGCUGACGUGCGACUCUGCGGCCACCUGCGGAAGCAGAAGUCCCAGCGCCGCCGGUUCUUCGUGCUGCGGGAGGACCCGCCGCGCCUCGAGUACUACGAGAGCGAGAAAAAGUUCCGCGCCGGCUGCAGCGGUGGAGCGCGGCCCCGGCGCAGCGUGAGCCUGGCGGGCGCGUGCACCAUCAGCAAACGCGCGGACGCGCGCCAGCGCCACUUGAUCGUUCUCUACACGCGCGACAGCAGCCUGGGCGUAGCGGCGGCCAGCGAAGCGGAGCAGCAGGUGUGGUACGGCGCCAUGCUCGAGGUGCGCGCCGCCGCCGCCGCCGCCGCUGCAGCCGAUCCCAGCUCCCACGAAGACCCCGGAGCCUGGAUCCUCGCUCCGUUCCAGGACGUCUGGCCCGUGACGCUGCGGCCAAAGGGGCUGGGGCGAACCCGAGGCCUGGGCAGCGGCGACUACCGCCUAUGCCUGGGUUCCGGGGCCCUGAGCCUACUGCGGAAACCCGGGGGCAGAGGAUCCCGGGACAUCCAGGCAUUGCCGCCGCCCGCCCUGCGCCUGUCCCUGCUCAGCGUGCGCCGCUGCGGCCAUGCAGACUCUUACUUCUUCCUGGAGCUGGGCCGCUCAGCGCCCACGGGUCCUGGGGAACUGUGGCUACAGGCACCCGACGAAGUGGUGGCCCAAAGCAUCCACGAGACAGUCCUGGCCGCCAUGAAGAGACUCGGAGGCAGUGGUGCUGGUGGCAGGGCUGAGCCACUGUCCAGGGAUUCUUCGACGAGCACCUCCAGACCUCCUGUCCCCCAGUCUUAUGAGUCCCCGGCCUCUGCAGCCCAGCCAAGAGGCCUGGUUGAGAGGAUGGAGCAAGCAACCCUUAAGACUUUGGCGAGGCUGGGGGUGGCAGCCUCGUACCCCGAGGGGUCUGAUCCGGGCGCGGGCUACAUCACCAUGGGAGUCAGGAGUGAUUACGAGCAUAUGGGGGUUAGCGAGGCAGACGGUUAUGUGAUAAUGGGGCCCUCGGCUCUUUCUCUCGCCGUCAGCACGACUCCCCACCAGCCCCUUCAAGACUGGGGAGGCACCGAGUACGUGCCCAUGAAGAGCUUUCCACCAGGGCCCUUUUCCGACAAGUCCAAGGCCCAGAAGCCUGGAUCAGGGCAAGGCAGCACCAGGGACGGCUGGGGACAUGCAAGUGAUCCACCCUGCUCUCUGCCGCCAUCAAAACUGGCCGGGGAGUACGUGUACAUCAAGUAUGGGGCCCCAGACUUGGUAGAAACAGGCAUUGCUAGGCUGGCGCCCCGCGACAGCUGCCUCAAUUACGUCGACCUGGACCUGGUCCCUCUAGAGGCUCGUGGCCAUGGCCCCAGGGCCGGCCCGCACAGCUACGCGCGCAUCGAGUUCUAGAACCUUUGGGAGGCGCCCGUGAGCAGACGCGGGCACUGGCCAGCGGCAGAGGGGGAAACCCAGCAAAGUUACCGAUGUCCCCCCAUCCCGCUCAUGCCUUCUAACACCCCCUACCACGACUGAAAAGCCAACUCCUGGACCUCCAACCCGAGACUUGUAAGGGGCACUGGGCUGCCCCUUGGUCAGCUUUGUCUCAUUCAGUUUCUCUUAAGGGAGAAAAUUCCAGAACCUCUUCUACCUCCUCCCAACCCCACAUCUACUCCUUCCCAAAAUUACGAACUUCUGAACUUUAUCAUUUGAAACCCUGAUCCUGUUUCCCUGCAGAAUUCCUACAGAAUCAGACUCAGGUGGGCUUUGGUUAUGCCACAGAUGAAGAUUCCUAUUUGGCCUGGUGUUCCUGCACACACCUGCAGCGCCUUUGUGGGUCUCCUCUGAGCCAAAGAAUAAUCCCCAUCUAGCCCUCCCCUGCCCAGCCCCAGGGUUGAACUCCCGGGGCCCCAGCUCAAGAAGAAUGAACCCCUGGGCCUCCUCAGUCUGCCUCUCCCUGUGCCAAGAACAAGCCUGGCAGAGCUAACCAAGUCCUUGCUUCCUAUAGGUUCAGCCUCAACCCUGUACUGUGGGCCACCACCCACCCAUUAAAGGCACCCUGCUGGGUAACUGUCUUAGAUUGGUGGAUUUCCC
Messenger RNA from Sciurus carolinensis (gray squirrel), 2562 nucleotides. RefSeq names its product insulin receptor substrate 1-like. The transcript has 2 exons. Gene Ontology annotation, molecular function: phosphatidylinositol 3-kinase binding; insulin receptor binding. The coding region runs from base 403 to 1881 and encodes 492 amino acids. NCBI's taxonomy places the organism in Eukaryota, Metazoa, Chordata, Mammalia, Rodentia, Sciuridae. Gene Ontology annotation, cellular component: plasma membrane; cytosol. The record is from RefSeq and is a predicted model, not a curated record. Gene Ontology annotation, biological process: insulin receptor signaling pathway.